Molecule: messenger RNA, 1425 nt
Organism: Nasonia vitripennis (jewel wasp)
Lineage: Eukaryota; Metazoa; Arthropoda; Insecta; Hymenoptera; Pteromalidae
Product: MTRF1L release factor glutamine methyltransferase
Exons: 5
Coding region: 330-1418 (362 amino acids)
Biological process (GO): protein methylation
Cellular component (GO): mitochondrion
Molecular function (GO): protein methyltransferase activity; nucleic acid binding
Source: RefSeq, a predicted model, not a curated record
AGAAGUCGCUCUUGUAUACCUACAGUAGGAUUAAAGCACUGUACAUCGCUAACAUGUGCCGUACACGCACAUAGCAUCGCACAGUAUUGUAGGAUUUUAAGGUUACUUAUACAAUCUGUAAAUAUUUUCCUAAAUCAACUUGAUUGAAUUGCCCAUAAGAUAUAACUGUAGAUGCAUGUCGAUUGCUAUUUGCAUAGUCACGCAUACAAUAAAUCUUAGCGCUGUGUAUAAGAUAAGACGUACUUAACAAUGACAAUUCACCAACAAAAACGUAAAUGAUUACGUAUUAGUGUAACAUAAAGUAAAUAUAGCUACCUAGAUCUGUAAAUAUGACCCGGCUUAUUUCAAAAAGAUGUAUAAAUUUGUUAAUAUCCAAACAUGCGAUAUCAUGGACAAAAGUAUCUAUCAAUAACGAAUUGGGGAAAAUUUUGCCAGCUUUGAAGCUGCCCGUUCUGUUCAUGUGUAAUAAUUGUGACGACGAAAACAAGAAAAACACGAUUGCUUAUGUAGUCAAGCAUUGGCAAGAGAGGUUUCUACAGGAGGGUAUUGCUGAGCCGAUUGAAUCGAUAGAACACAUUGUUUGUCACGUGAUUGGAUCGAAAAAGAUAACGGACUUGAUUAAUCAUCACGAAAGAGUUCUCGACAAAGAGCAGUUGGAAAAAUUAGAGCUGCUAUGCGAAUGCCGAUUAUCAAGGAUGCCGGUCCAAUAUAUUAUCGGCGAAUGGGAUUUUCGAGAACUGACGUUAACGUUGGAACCUCCUAUUUUUAUACCACGCCCGGAGACCGAGAUUUUGGUUGAUUUUUUAUUGACAAGAAUAUCUGAUUCCGCGAAUAAGAACAAGAACAUUUUAGAAAUAGGAUGCGGCUCUGGUGCAAUCAGUUUGUCGGUAUUGCACUCGAGUCAAAAUGCGAAUAUUGUUGCAAUCGACGUGAAUCCAAGAGCGUGCGAACUCACAAUUCGGAACGCAAAAAAUUUAGAUCUCGAUAUGCGUUUAACGGUUCUGAAUGCAGCCAUACAGAAAGAUGGAAAAAUCGAGGUGAAAAAAGCCUACGGAACGAAUAAAGAAGAAGUCGAUUUCAGUAAAAGAAAAUUCGACUUUAUAGUCAGCAAUCCUCCUUACAUACCAACCAAGAGCGUGUUUGAGCUGCAACCGGAAAUAAAAUUAUACGAAGAUAUACGAGCUUUGGAUGGCGGGGAUGAUGGUUUAAAGUGGAUCGAGCCGAUCCUCAAAUACGCGUCCGAAGCUUUAAACGUUGGAGGAUAUCUGAUACUGGAAGUGGAUUCUAGUCAUCCCGAGAGAAUAAAAUUCCUAGUCGAAAAGUAUUAUGCAAAUCAGCUGAAAUUCAAGCACAUCCACAAAGACUAUUGUAACAAGGAGCGAAUUGUAGAAAUCUUGAAAAUAAAUAGUAGUUCUUAAAAAAAUA